AUGAAUAGUAAUAAAAACUUGAAUACAAGCCCAAGUGAGAAAGUUGAUAUUGGUUUACUUCUGAAAAAAUUCAAAUAGGCAAACACUAAGCUUAGUCCUUUGCCAUUAGAAUAAUUUCAAUAAGUAGCCUUUGAUAGCAAAAUAGAACUACUAUAACAAUUGCCUGAUUGCGAUAAAACAUCUUUCAUGAGAUUUAAAGAACUUAACUAAGGUGCAGUUAGCGAACUAAAAAGAUCAUUCCUACAGUCAAAGUAAAUAUGGAAUAAUUAUGGCCAUUCAUUAUUCACCGAGGAACGUGUAGAUUAACCAAAGUACUACACAUCACGAAAAAUGUAAAUGAUUCAUAACAGGGAUACAUUUCGAAAAAUAAAGGAACAGUAUAAAAAAUAGGAAGAAUCAUCUAUUGAAGAAGUAAGGAAAUAUUUUAAAAAAAUUAAAUCGAAGGGUCCUGACAUCAAAUCUUACCCAUCUUUAUAAUAUUAGGAUUUGUAAAGAAUGGAAUCCAUAAGAAGACAAAUAAGACUUAGUAAGAUGAAUGAUCAAAAUAAUAACAAUAAAGAUGCUUAGGAUUUGCAGAUGAAACUAAGUGAACAAAUAAACGAAAUUAGAAUCAAAAAGCAAAAUGUCUAUAUCUAUAAAGAUGUAUCAAUUUAAUGGUAACCGUGUUCAAGAAAUGGCAGCACUAUGCUCUCAUACAAUCAUCAUUUGUUUCUGUAUGGUGGAGCAGGGGCUAAGUAAAAUGAAGACUUUUGUUGCGCUUAUAUUGAUAAAAGUGUAAUCUUUAAAUAUUUUAGAAAUUUACAAAUGGUAAUAGGUAAAACUAGAUGAUCAAUAAUAAAAUGGUUUCCGUAGCAAUCAUUCAGCAGCACUCUAUAAAAAUUUUAUGAUAAUCUUCGGUGGAGAAGUUCAUCAAAUACCUAGUAAUAAAAGAAUAUUUAGCGAAAUUACAUGUGAUAUUAAGAUAAUUAAUUUAAGUAAUUUUAGCCAUUAAAUAAUUUAGUCUCCAAUGAACUGAAAGUAUUAAAGCAAACAGGUAUUAUUCCCCCUAGAAAAUCUCACAUUGCGGAAGUAAUUGGAAGGAGUAUGAUUGUUCAUGGAGGAAUCGAUUUGAAGGGUUAAUAUCUAAGGGAUAUUAUUGCAUUUGAUUUAAUAACUUAAAGAUGGAGUCAAGUAGUAACUGAGCAGAACAGUUGUUUUCCAGAUGGUGUUGCAUUUCAUAAAUCUGCUGCUGUCUACUUUAGCAAUCAAAUUGAACUCUACAAAAGUGAUAGUGAUGGUAAACUAAGCAAUCAAGGAAUCUACAUAUUUGGUGGUUUCGAUAAAAAUGGACAUUACUUGGAUGGAUUAAUGAGAAUAGAUACAACAACUAAACCUGUAGGAUUUGAAUAGGUUUAAACUAAGGGAAUGUCACCAAGUAUCUUAUUUGUUUCAAUCUAUAGUUGGCCGUUGUCAACAUUCAAUGAGUUAUGUGGACAAAUAUCAAUUACUGGCUAUUUAUGGAGGAAAGAAUGACGAUCUGAAUAUAAAUGGAUUCCUCAAUGAUCUUCAUCUUUUGGAUAUUAAAAAUCAAACUUGGAUAAGUGUAGACAUCAGAGGUAAUUAAGUGGCAGGGAGGUGUAAUCAUACUUCCUCUUGUAUUGAUUCGAAACUUUACAUUUUCGGAGGAUGCAAUUAAUCAGGAUUUAUUAAGAGUGAUUUAUUGGUGAUUGAAUUGGAUCCCAUUCUAGUUUAAAAGCUAAGUUCUGAAGAUGAUUUUGUUGAAAGACCAGUCAAAUAGUAAUUAAAAGUUACAUUCAAACCUGAAAUAAAAAAAGAUCAUCUAUAAGAAAUUAAAGAAUAAAUAAAUUAAAUAUGCGUAUAACCAUAAAACUAAUAAAUUUCUUUAAAAAAAUACAGAAGAGUAAGUGAUGUAUUAGGUUCUUAAAACUUCAAAGAACUUAAAUUUUAAUCCCAAUAAAUUAGAAAUGGAGGUAAACAAUAAGAAGUAGGAGGAAAUCCUUCUGAUAUUCAGAUAAAAAAUUUGAAAAGAACAAUGACUACAAUUGUAAAUUCAUGA
This is a messenger RNA of Paramecium octaurelia, 2056 nucleotides long. Lineage: Eukaryota; Ciliophora; Oligohymenophorea; Peniculida; Parameciidae. The record is from the annotation of a GenBank genome assembly.